AGGCAAAACAAGAUAUUGCUCUGAUAGAUGCGAGAAUGCAACCACAAAAACACAACUGAAAUAUGUUUAACACUAAUGCAUUAAUAUAUGGUGGAAUUUGAUUUUGCAUUUUGUUUUUAUUUUACAGUCACUGUGUACAUAUUUUGUUCUACCAAAGGUCUUGGCGUUUGCGCAGUGAAAUACUACCUAUUUUAGGAAUGCCCUCAACCUUCAGGUGAGGGAAUGUUGGUAACCAUGCGGUACAGGGACUGGCUCUCUGUAUCUAUUCUGUUAGUGCUUAUACAGUAUGGCUGUGCUGUUGACGAUAGAUACUGCGCGAAGUCCCUGGAAACUAUGAGAAUUGUGCAAAUGUGUCCUACCACCAAAGCGGAAAUGGAAGAAGCUGCUAAGAAUAAGAACUGUGUGUCGUAUGCAGGGAACGAAAACUGUACGGAUCCGGGGAAGUUCAAAUAUCACUGUGUGAUAAAUGUUUUCAGGAAUGAAACAAUAGAAGUUUGUGCGCCAGAACGAAAAAUUAACGGUUAUUGCACAGAAUUUAAUGUUGAUGGUGCCAGAAUACAAGAUCAUUACGGUGUUGAUUGCACCACCCUAUCACCGCCCUGCCCACAGCGAUACAAAUCAACUGAUGCCUACAUGUACCCAGUGUGUUAUAACCAGAGCAGGACAUCAAAUUCUACUUUUAACAGUCAAACGAUAUCCAACAAUUUCGAAUUAACAUCACAGAUGACUGUGAAGGGAGUUUCUCCAGAGACGGACAUGGAUGAAUUUCCGCCGUGGAUAAUCGUCUUGAUCGUCUUCAUCGUGAUCGCGAUCGCACUCGGUUUGAUUGCUACGUUUAUGAUUGUCAGAAGACGUAAAAGAAAGAAACAUAGAAAACGAAAGCAGGAACCUGUCACAGAAACAGGCACGACAUUGCGAAACGAGGAAUCUAGCCCGUUAGUUGUGGAUGAAUUUGAAGUAAAAACCAUCAGACUGCCAAUUCAAGAAGGAACAACGACAGAUAUGCAUUCAUUCAUAGUGGAAAAGUCAAGAGAAGAUUUAGCAGAGGAAAACAUUGAGACGACCAACAGAUAUCUCAACUGCUUCAAAACUUUUAACAAGUACUUUGUUGAAACUGAAAUGUAUAAAGCUGCUAAAACGUGUUUGGAUAGAAAUAGCGUCGUAAUCAUGACGGGUCCACCGGGAUCUGGGAAAACCAUUGCCGCCAUACAUUUGUUAUUUGAAGCUAGGGAAAACAAGCAGGUUUUGCACAAAAUAAGAUCUUGGGAAGAUUUCGUUUUGGUUAAUCCAAAGAAAAAGACGACGGUCUUUAUCGAUAACAUAUUCAACGAAACCGAUAACUAUGACCUAGAAAAUUGGUGGAAUAAAUUAGAUGAAAUAUUUGAUGAGUUCAUAAAGAAUGAAACAGAGGGUUCUGAUAGAGUAUCUUCGAAAAAGUUGCAUCUUAUAAUUACUGCAAGAGAAAACGUUAUAGAAAAUGCUUGUACAUUUAUGAAAAGAGUUACACCUGUAUUCAAUGGGGAUUUUGUCAAACAUUCAAAAGACUUACCCCUUACCAAUAAAGAAAAAGAUGAUAUAUUUGGAAAACAAAUUGAAUUUGCGAUGAAAGAGAAACACAUGGCAGCACCAUCUGGCGAUACCGAGAAAUUCAGGGAAGACAUGAAAGCAGCAGAAGGGCCUAUAGGAUUUCCACUUUGUGCCCAUUUAUAUGCUUGUAAAGAAGAUUACAGGCAGCGAGGAGCAAAAUUCUUUUCUCGUCCCAUCGAAUUCCUGAAGAUUCAGAUAAAAGAGGAAGUUCGUCAUGACGACACACCAAAAACCAAAACUUUAUUUUUAGUUGUUUUCCUGUUGGAAUGGCAUCUACAAACGCAAGAUCAAGAUGCAAAACUCAAUGUAGGGAGUGAGGUUGCGUGCAGAGGAUUUCUAAAUGCAAUAUCAACAGAUUUGCUGCAACGAUUCAACCCCCUGGAUUUCAAGGAUCUAACCCGUUGUGCACAAAAGCACAAAGGUGCGUUUUUUAUGGAUGUUGGCGGGGGAGGAUUUAGAUACGUACACGACAGUGUUUUCGAGGCCGUAGGAACAUACCUCUGUGAUAUGUUUUUCGAAGAAGCGGUCCGCUUCUUUCCGUUCGAUAUAAUUCAAACUCAGGAGUAUAGUUCGUUAGACAGACAGCAAACCCAAACGCUUGCCAUACGGUUCUUGUACGAAGCUCUGAAUCGAAGACUUUCGAAAGUCUUUGGUUGUAAAGUGUUUAGGAGAAAGGCUUUUGUAGAUUGCUUUUGUGAAGAGCUAGCGAGGAAGAGCGUUAAAGAUAUAACGAACUUUUUCUCCCUACAAAAUGACAGUUCCAGCGUCAAACUGCCAACUUUAUUUUGGGCUAGUCUUAACAAUCAUGAUUAUUUAACAGACAGAUUGUGUGAUGUCAUCCAAAAGCACGAAGAGAUCAAUACUGAUUACCAGUUCUAUCUGUCAAUGUAUGGAAAAUGUUGUUCCAAAAAUGAGACCUUAGUCACAAGACUAAAUGGUAUGCUCGUCAACAAUAUGGACGAAAUAAAGAAGCGAGUGCUCAGCUUUGAAGAUGAUGACCACAAUACUAUUUUACAUCUUCUAAUCAUGUCGGACAGAUCAGACCGCCAUGUAGCAGAUGCAGUGGUGAAAUUGGAAAACGCAAAUGUUAAUGUCCGCAACGAUUCAAACAUGACGCCAUUAAUGUUAGCUGCCCGGCACAAAUCCGUUAGAACAACAGUUAUCCAUAGGCUCGUUGAUAUUAAAGCAGCAGUGAAAUACAAGGACACCCAUGGAUCAAACGUUUUUCAUCAUUGCUUAAAAUCAGACAACAACGAUGAAAUAUGUGCGCGAAAAUUGGGAAUUCUUUUAAGUGGUAACAGGGGUAAAAACAUAUUAAAUACCGACGAUAAUGAUGGAGAAUCAGCCUUAAACAUCGCCGCGAAGCAGCAAAAAUACAGCCGAAUAUUAAGUAUAUUAAUGCUUCUCGAAUGCAAAGAUAUCAAUACGUCAACUCUAAAUUUGGACGGUUACUCUCCCAUUCAUAAUGUUGUGAAGCAAUUAAAAGGAAACUCCCCACUUGUUGAAUUGGAGUGCUGUGCAAGAGUGAUUAUUCUAACUUUGUACGGAGUUGAUCCGAAGAAGGUUGCAGACGACCAAACGGGUGCAAUGGAUAUAUGCUGUACGGAAUAUAUGAAUGUUAGGAAAGUUUUAAAAAAUCCAGAUAGCAAAGAAAUCAUGGAAUCAGCCCUCGAUGACUUGCUCCAAAACGUCGUUAAAAAAGAAAAGGACGCUGCGACAGUGGAAUUACCGAAUCUUUCAGACACCUUACCAGAAGGUAUUAAGGAACGUAUUAAAAAGGCAGUUCAGCUUUUGGCAACUGUUGAAUUCAAGUUGCCGAGGUAAACACACCAUUGAUUUUAAUUAAAAACAACUACUUGGUCAAAUCAGCUAACUGGAUUACUCUACUAUUGUAUUGUAUGUGUAUUGCAGAGCAUUGUCAUUCUGAUUAAUCAAAUGAAUUUUGUUGUAAUGUUAUUGCUUCUUUGUAACACUGAUAGCAUACGGUUUGAGUUAUUAUUUUGAAAAUAAAAUUAGGUUAUUGAAA
Messenger RNA from Ostrea edulis (European flat oyster), 3613 nucleotides. RefSeq lists its product as uncharacterized. The record is from RefSeq and is a predicted model, not a curated record. The transcript is spliced from 11 exons. The coding region runs from base 223 to 3411 and encodes 1062 amino acids. Gene Ontology annotation, molecular function: protein binding. NCBI's taxonomy places the organism in Eukaryota, Metazoa, Mollusca, Bivalvia, Ostreida, Ostreidae.